Messenger RNA from Leucoraja erinaceus (little skate), 1934 nucleotides. RefSeq names its product probable flap endonuclease 1 homolog. Gene Ontology annotation, cellular component: nucleus. NCBI's taxonomy places the organism in Eukaryota, Metazoa, Chordata, Chondrichthyes, Rajiformes, Rajidae. Gene Ontology annotation, molecular function: 5'-3' exonuclease activity; RNA-DNA hybrid ribonuclease activity; DNA binding. The record is from RefSeq and is a predicted model, not a curated record.
UCAGCAGCGGCUGCAGGUUCCCGGAGCUGUCGUCAGUCCCAGAGCUCCGCUAUAGAGGAUCUUUGGUCAGUCCCACCCGACCCGGCCCGACCAUGGGCAUCAACCGGCUGGCGGAGCUGAUCCGGGAACGGGCGGCCGGGGCCAUCACCAGCAAAAGCAUCUACGCGUAUGAGGGGAGUGUGAUGGCGUUGGAUGCCGCCGUGGUCAUGAACCAGUUCCGCAUGGCCCGGCCCGACCGGCGAUACCUGCACCAUCUCAGCCAGAUCGUGGGUGUUUUCUACCGGACCGCCAGCCUGCUCGAGAAGGGGAUCAAACCCGUCUUUGUCUUCGACGGGCCGGCCCCACGGAUGAAGUCCCGUGUGCUUCGCAAGAGGCAAACGUGGAAAGCCGACCCAGUGGGUCAGGAACACGCGUGUGGCCCAGUACCGGAGAGCCAGGAACAUGCGUGUGGCCAGGUCCCGGGGAAUCAGGAACAUGCGUGUGGCCAGGUCCCGGGGAAUCAGGAACACGCGUGUGGCCAGGUCCCGGGGAGUCAGGAACACGCAUGUGGCUCGGUCCCGGAGAGUCAGGAACACGCGUGUGGCCAGGCCCCGGAGAGCCAGGAACACGCGUGUGGCCAGGUCCCAGAUUUUGCGGAGCCGGCCUGCAAAGGGACCCAGGAGACGUGUGGUGAGAUGCGGGGAGCUGAGGGUGGGCCCUCGCUGGAGGAGGGGUCCCACGCGCCCCCUGGGGGAACAGAGCAGAGAGAAAAAAGGACAGGAGAGCAAAACACAGCAGCAGCGUUGGACGGCAAGGUCCCGGUGGAGAGCUUCGUCAGGAAUGGCCGGCAGGAUUGCCAGCGACUGCUCACUCUCCUGGGCGUCCCCUACAUCGAGGCCCCGGGUGAGGCGGAGGCCACGUGUGCGGCGCUGGUCCGUGCCGGCCUGGUCCACUGCACGGCCACCGAGGACAUGGACGCCCUGCCCUUCGGCUGCAGCCGGCUGGUGCGGCACGUCACCGCCAGCCCACACGCGAGAGUGGAGGAGUUCUCCCUCCCCGCCGUGCUCCAGGCCCUGCAGCUGUCACACGAGCAGUUUGUGGACCUGUGCAUCCUGCUGGGCUGUGAUUACUGCGACAAGAUCCGUGGGGUGGGGCCGGGACGUGCCCUGCCCCUCCUGCAGCAGCACCACACUCGCUGGACGGGGUGGGUGCAGCACCUGCGGCCCGGGCGUCUGGCGGUGCCGGAGGACUGGCCGUACCGGGAGGCUCGUCGCCUCUUCCUGCAGCCGGCGGUGACUGACCCGGGGGGGGUGACGCUGGAGUGGGGGGCUCCUGACGAGGAGGGGCUGGUGCAGCUGCUGGUGCACGAGAAGCACGCCAAGGAGCGGCGGGUGCGGAGCCGUAUCCAGCGUCUGCGCGAGUCGCUGCGGGAGGUGGAGCGUCGCAGCCGCAUGUUCACGGCCGAGCGGCAGCAGCGGCUCGACGACUUCUACAGCCGCGUGGGGGCGCUGCGGUACCGCCGCCAGGGAGACGAGCCUCACUUCAAGCUGCCGAAGACGAGACGGAGGAUUGCUCGCCGCAACCUCUCCCACCCUCCGCCGCCCGCCGCCCCCCCCCCCUCACGCACCUGCCCCCCAGCCCUCCGCCGCCUGCCGGGACCUGUCAAGCUUCUGCAAACACGAAAUCAGCUGCGAGUAACUCUCGCGGGACGAGAGCAGAUUCUGGACAGAAAACGACUAUGGGUGCCAUUCUGGGUCGAGGACCCUUCUUCAGACCGACCAAUGCUUAAAAGAAUGUCUGAGGUGGGCAAGUGUGCUCAUGGUCAUCCAAUGACAAUAAAGGUUAAUAGUUGCCCGUUGCGGAAGACGUUGAUGGCGAUCGGUCUGGGGAGCGAGAGAAAUAAGAAUAUUAGACGGAGAUGGCGAAUGCUCGGCGGCGGGGGUCGGAAGUGGUGA